AGGCCAUCCAUUUUCCUGUCGUCUGUUAUCCGCGCACUAAUGAAGGCGUUGAUACUAAUCGGCGGUUAUGGCACUAGAUUACGUCCCUUAACACUCAGUAUUCCCAAACCACUAGUCGAAUUCGCAAACAAACCAAUGUUACUACAUCAAAUCAAAGCUUUACUUGAAGUUGACAUUACUGAAAUUAUCCUUGCAAUCAACCGUGAAGCUGAAGUUUUGGAAUCGAGUAUAAGAGAAAGUUGUGAUAAAGUAAUUCAAAACACCAGUGUAAAAAUUGUAUUUUCUUACGAAAAGGAAGCACUGGACACAGGAGGUCCACUUGCACAGGCGGCGCCAUUUUUAGCAGGAGAAAGGUUUUUUGUUCUAAACAGCGAUAUCAUUUGUAAUUAUCCUUUCAAACGAAUGCUAGAAUUCCACUUAUCUCAUGGAAAAGAGGGUACAAUGGCAGUCACAAAAGUUGAAGAGCCGUCAAAGUAUGGUGCUGUGGUGCACAAUGAUCAAACAGGUCUUGUAAAACGUUUUGUCGAAAAACCAUCGGAAUAUGUCGCUAACAGAAUUAACGCUGGACUCUACAUUUUUGAGCCUACCAUUCUCAAGCGUAUUGAGGCCAAGCCGAUGUCCAUUGAAACAGCUGUUUUUCCAGCAAUGGUGAGGGAUUCUGAACUGUACUGCAUUGAGUUCUCAGGGUUUUGGAUGGAUAUUGGUCAACCUGCAGAUUAUCUAACGGGCAUGCGAUUAUAUUUGGGCCAUUUAUAUGAAUGUAAAUCACCUUUGUUAACAGUUGAUCCGAAUUUGAUAGGAAAUGUUCUUGUUCAUGAAACUGCAAAAAUAGGUCACGGUUGUCGAAUAGGCCCUAAUGUGACCAUCGGUGCAGGUGUCAUAAUUGAAGAUGGAGUACGUAUAUCUAACUCAGCUAUCUUUUCAAAAUCAAUCAUUAAAUCUCAUUCUUGGUUAAAUAAUUGUAUUGUUGGCUGGAGAUCAGUUGUUGGAAAAUGGGUAAGAAUGGAAAAUGUUACAGUUCUAGGAGAGGAUGUAACUGUGAAAGAUGAACUCUUCCUUAAUGGAGCACUUGUUCUUCCUCAUAAUUCAAUAUCACAAUCUGUUUCUGAACCACAUAUAAUUAUGUAAUCUAAUUUCUAUUGUUUGUAGUAAAUCUAGUAUAUUGUAUAUGAUACUUGUCAUUUUGUAAAACAUUUUGAUUUAGUUAUCAGUUACUGUGAAUUUGUGAACACUUUUGAACAAUGUCAUGUACUAAAAUAUUUUCAAACUUGUUAUAUUAUAGUUAUAAGUUUAUUUAUUUUUAUGAAAUCUGGAUCCAUAGCUUUUAAUAUUCUAAGAAUUUUUGAAUCUCUUAUUCCUUCAUGGGCUGCUUCUUAAUUUUCAUUAAUGUUUUUAUGCUGUUUAAUUAUUAUUAUUACUGAUUUAGUGGGGUUUUUUCUUUUCUUUCUAAUUUUAUGUGAAAUUUUUUAAGGAAGACCAUAGAAUUUAAUUCAUUUUGGUAACAUUGAUAAACAAUCAUAAAUAUGAAAGUUUGGUUUUAUAAUUUCAUUUUAUGAAAUAUUCAUUGAUAUUCAUUUUCAAUAAGUAUUUUUGUUACAGUGUCAUCUCUUCUUUUGAUAAUGUUCGAAACAAGAAUCCAUUAGAUUUUUGUAUGAGAAGAUGGAUCAUUAACUUUUUAUUCUUGUGAUGGAUGAAAAUCAAGAACAUUGAUAUUUGGUUUAUUAACUUCUUCAAGUUGAUUAGCUCUUCAAUAUGUUGUACUCUAUGCUUCUACUGUUAGAAUACGUGGUUUCUAUUAGGUAAAACAUUAAUACAAGGGGACUAAAAGUCAAACAGUAUAAAAAAUAUCUCAUGCAUAUUCCCAUCUUACAUGUAGUAGACCAAAGUGUUUUACAGGCAAUGAAUGGAGGUUUGUCACCUGACGAAAUGUAAGGGUUUGGUCACCCAUAAUCCAAAUAUUUAGAGAACUGGGUGGUUAGAGAAUUUAGUCUUUGGUUGACUUGGAGGACCAUGAUAUAGUUGUGGUUUAAAGUUUUCAUAAAAAAUAAUCCCCAUUCUUCAGGGGUUUCAAUUAAAUCCAAUAUAAACACUUCAGUCUUGUUUUGCUAGUCAAUAGGUUUGAAGAACUGAAUUAAUGGUGUAGACUUUUCGAUCAUUCAUAAACACAUUUGUAAAUCUUCGAUGAUGUAUCAUCAGUCGAUCAUCUGGUAGUUCUAUGUAGUUGAGUUGUUUUCUUUGCUCUUUUGUUAAAUUAUCGUAAACCUUUCAUUCUAUAUUAAAAUAUCGAUUGGACCAAUCGAAGAUGGUUGAUUUUAAGCGUUGUAAUUCAUUGUCAAAAACAGAGAUGACAUAGGUCUGACUGACCAAAUAUCCUAACUGACUAUGUAUAUCCCAUUCAUUUAGUUCUUUUUAUUAAUUUGUUAAACUGCCAAUAAAAUGCAUUGAGUAAAAUAAUAAGCAUUGA
Molecule: messenger RNA, 2464 nt
Organism: Schistosoma mattheei
Lineage: Eukaryota; Metazoa; Platyhelminthes; Trematoda; Strigeidida; Schistosomatidae
Source: the annotation of a GenBank genome assembly